Messenger RNA from Cimex lectularius (bed bug), 898 nucleotides. RefSeq names its product intraflagellar transport protein 27 homolog. Gene Ontology annotation, molecular function: GTP binding; GTPase activity. NCBI's taxonomy places the organism in Eukaryota, Metazoa, Arthropoda, Insecta, Hemiptera, Cimicidae. The coding region runs from base 279 to 848 and encodes 189 amino acids. The record is from RefSeq and is a predicted model, not a curated record. The transcript is spliced from 5 exons. Gene Ontology annotation, cellular component: endosome; Golgi apparatus.
UAAUUUGUGAUGUCCCAUUCUUAAAUAUGUACUUGUAGUGUGAAGUCAAUUUAAAGCAUCACUUCCAGGGUUUUUUUAAAUUCUUUGUGUUUUAUGAAAAUUGUGGCCAGUAAACAAAUCAAAAUUGAAAAGUAGGUAAAAAGUAAGACAAAAAAAAAAAAAAAAAAAAACCUGCAGUUUGUUUUCAUCUUGUCUCUAAGCAACCGAAGAACCUCCAUAGUACAUUUUCUAGUUUAUACGAAAUCCAAAUGCUAAAUCAAUGUUGACUUGUGUUUAAAAUGCCAAUGCGACUGUUUAGAGGAAAACUUGUUUUAAUAGGAGAUGCGGCAGUUGGAAAGAGUGCUAUUUGUCAGACUUUUGCCACCGAUGGCAGCGAAUUUCCCAAAAAUUACAACAUGACCCUUGGUGCUGAGGUGUAUCAGAAGCAAAUACAAAUCUCAGGGACAGAGGACCUUGUCGAGCUUCUGAUUUAUGACUCGCCGAGUUUUGAAAUGUACAUCGAACUGCUGGACAGUUUUUGGAGGAGUCCGCAUUUGCUCAUGGUUGUUUAUGACGUGACGAACAAGAAAUCACUUGAGGCUGUGAGCGACUGGGUUUCGACAGCGAGGCAAGUACAGUGGCAAGGGCCGAACAAUGGGCCGAUCGCGUCUGUUCUGUUCGCGAACAAAGACGACCUCGAGCAACGGAGGCAAUGUGGGGAAAACGAAGGACUCGAAAUGGCCGAACAAUAUUUAAUGAAAUUUUUUACAGGUUCUGCUAAAAACAACCAAGGGCUUGAAGAUCCAUUUCGAUAUCUUGCAAACGCUUUUUAUCAGCAUUCAAUAACAGAACCACCAUUUUAUGAAUGAAUUAAAUUAAUAAAUUAUAUUAAGUGAAAUAAACAUUUUUUAAAAAAUAA